Molecule: messenger RNA, 1017 nt
Organism: Hibiscus syriacus
Lineage: Eukaryota; Viridiplantae; Streptophyta; Magnoliopsida; Malvales; Malvaceae
Exons: 7
Coding region: 1-1017 (338 amino acids)
Source: RefSeq, a predicted model, not a curated record
AUGGCAGCGGCAGGAGGAGUUAAUAGGAAAAUAUCAGCCGCUUCAGCUCGAGCUCGCACUAGAAGAGCCAAGCAAAACGCUUCUUUCAAGCUUCCUUCAGGCUAUUCACCGCCUCCCCCUAAGACAUGCGGCUCUCCUGAUGGUCCACCUGUUUCCGCGUCGAGAAUAAAGCUGAAGGACGGAAGGCAUUUGGCCUACAAAGAGCACGGCGUUCCACGAGAUGCCGCAAAGUAUAUAUUGUCUAUGUCCAUGGCUUUGAUUCUUGUAGGCAUGAUGCUGUUGUUGCCAAUACCUUGUCACCGGCAUGAUGCUGUUGUUGCCAAUACCUUGUCACCGGAAAUUGUUGAAUCUCUUGGGGUCUUUAUUGUUUCUUUCGACAUGCCCGGUUAUGGAGAGAGAUAUUUGAAACUCCAAUACGUUAGCUGGGCAGCAUUGUUAGCUCCAGUUAUUAACUACUGGUGGCCUGGCUUUCCUUCAAACUUAUCUACGGAAGCAUAUUACCAACAGUUGCCCAACGACCAGUGGGCACUUCGAGUGUCUCAUUAUGCUCCCUGGCUUACUUACUGGUGGAACACUCAAAAAUGGUUCCCAGUUGGUUAUCGUUCGCUUCACAUUUUGUUGGCUUUUGAUUGGUAUUUGAGAUGCACUAAUAGACAGCAAGGCGAAUACGAGUCUGUGCAUCGGGACCUGAUAAUUGGAUUUGGAACAUGGGAAUUCUCUCCCAUGGAUCUGGAAAAUCCAUUUCCGAAUAACGAGGGCUCGGUGCACCUGUGGCAUGGAGAUGAGGAUCUGCUUGUGCUGGUUAGUCUGCAGCGCUACAUUGCUCAACAACUACCAUGGAUUCAAUACCAUGAACUACGCGGUGCGGGACAUAUAAUUCCGCAUGCUCCCUGGAUGUCGGAUAACAUAGUUAAGGCACUUUUGGUCGGAGAGAAUAGGCUACAUUUAUGUGGAUUUGCCUGUACCCCUUUAAUGGUUAUAACCAACAUUGAUACUGCAAACUUCUCUAUGGAUUGA